AUGACCAGCGCAAUGCGGAGCAUUGGGAUGCAAUGCGGGUCGUUAUCGAAGGAUACGAUUGUGUUCCCGGAUGGGACGCGCAUGAGACCGCCGGCAAAGAACUUUCAUGAUCUCCCGUCGAAAAAUCGAUUUGUUGAUGGUGCUUGUGCAGAGGAAAAUCGGAUCUUAAUGCCAAUGUCAAAAAGGGGACCGCCUAUGACCCCGGCUCCGGAUCUGUCUCCUGUGGGAUGUGGGGCGUGUGGCAAUGUGAAGGCACUGCGGGUCUGUCAGAGGUGCAAAGGUGUUAUAUACUGCGAUGAGAUCUGCCAGCGCAGAUGUUGGAAGCAACACCAGUUGGUUUGCUUGUCACCAAAGGCAUUGUUCGCAAGAUAUGACGAGGAGCAGAAGAGCCUACAAGCAGAGGAAGAGAAAUCACACCAGCUGGAAGUGGCCAACGUGCUGCGGGAGUUCAUGGUGCGGCAAAACAGCACAGGCUUGCCUGACUCAGAGAAGACCAAGCCACCCAAGCAGCGCCCUCCCUGGCUCCAACGCAAAGUUGAAGCCUUGCCGAAAAGUGAGGAACAGGUGCCUUCGGUUCCUUCGGAGCCUCCGGUGGCCACCAGCGUCACCAGGCCGCCUGAGAUGUCGGCUGCGCGUGUCGCUGACUACAUCUCGCUGUCUUCCGUUAGGGAGGUGAAGAUGCCUUGCGUCAUCUUGGGCACUGCUGGACAAAGGGGCUUGCAAGGAAAAAGGGGCAGGGCUGCAAUUCUCAACGCUUUGAAGAUGGGAUAUCGCGGGAUUGACACCUCUGAAAUGAACAGGAAUUUGUUUGACGUCGGCUGGGCCUGCAAGGCGUCCACUUUGGAGAGGAGGGAGCUCUUCCUCACCAUGAAAAUCCCACCCUGGAGCCAUGGUUAUGAAGCUACAAAGUCUUCAUUUGCCAGGCAGCUCCAGCAGCUUCAAAGUGACUAUGUGGACUUGCUUUUGGUGCAGUGGCCGCAUGUCUGGCGACAAGAGCAAAAGGAAUGGGGACCAAUGCAGUGGAGAAGGGUGAACCAGUGGCAAGCUGGUCAGCUCCAAGGGACGUGGGCAGCAAUGGAGGAGAUUUGCAAGUCAGGGAAGGCCAAGGCCAUUGGGGUCAGCAACUGCACCAUCCAACAUAUGGAGGCGCUUCUGAAGUAUUGCACCGUGCGCCCGGCCGUUCUGCAAGGGGAAUCGCACCCGCACUGGCCCAACAGGUCACUGCGCGACUGGUGCAGGAAGCAUGACAUUGCCUUCCAAGGCUACGCGCCUUUCGGUGGACAAGAGACCCCUGAAAACUCAGGGCAUCGGCCUGUGGAUGAUGCUUUUUUGAAGAAGGUGGCCGAAUGCAAUGGUUUGUCAAACUUCCAGGUGUGCAUGCAGUGGAACCAAAGCCGCAACUCCAGCACCGUGGUGCAGUCACAGGACAAGAAACAUUUGCGUGAAAAUCUCACUGCCUGCAAUGUGAACCUGUGCAGUGCCACGGACUUCAAAGGCAUCGAUGAGAACGCAAAGGAACAUUCCCAGUAUGGUCCUUGCUACUGGGGACACAAUGACAAGGACAAUCUGAAUAUUUGGAAGGACGAAGAGAAGCUUCUGGAAGCUGUUCUCCCUGAGCCUCGUGGUCAUCAUUGGUCUCCGAAGGCCAAGACCCCGGAGGAGAUGCGGAAAGAAGGCUGGGAACCAUUGGUGCCACCAGAAGCGCUUCCACCAGCAAAGAGGGAAGGCAACAGAUGA
Cladocopium goreaui is the source of this 1737-nucleotide messenger RNA. Lineage: Eukaryota; Dinophyceae; Suessiales; Symbiodiniaceae. The record is from the annotation of a GenBank genome assembly.